Miscanthus lutarioriparius is the source of this 1170-nucleotide messenger RNA. Lineage: Eukaryota; Viridiplantae; Streptophyta; Magnoliopsida; Poales; Poaceae. The record is from the annotation of a GenBank genome assembly.
AUGGCGUCGUCGACUCUGCGCUCCGGGACAGAAGCAGAAACAGGGGGAAGCGUGCUACCUAUCGACGCGAUAUAUGAGAUCCUGAUCCGCCUUCCAGCCGAGGAGCUCUGUCGCCUCCGUGUCGUCUGCCGGCCGUGGCGAUCCCUUCUCUCCGAUCCUCAGUUCAUCGCCGCUCAUGCCACCCGUCACCGACGGCCGCUCUUCGUCGCAGGCCACGACAAAUCAUAUCUUGCUGAUGGCAUCCUUUGCCGCAUCAUAGACCUCUCUGGCCGGGUCAUUAAGUAUAUCCGCUGGACUUCGAGAGAAGACGAGCGGCUGAUGCUGAUAUCCACUCAUCACAACCUCGCCUGCUUUGCAAAAGGGAACAGCAUGCGCUGCCAGUUGCUCAACCUAGUCACUGGAGAGAGAUUUGCCCUGCCUGAAGAGUUGUCCCAGGAACACGCCACGGAAACUCGACUUCUUGAAAUAUUAUUUUAUAGGGUUUCCAUUGCAUUUGGGCAGGUUGCCUCGACGGGGGAGUUCAAGUUGAUUCGUGUGAUUGAUGAUAACUCCAUUUACCAUUACAGAUUCCCCUCUGGACAUCAGCUAUGCGAGGUCUUGACACUCGGUGGCAGCAGGGAUGCUCGGUGGAGAGGAAAGAAGGCCGCUCAGGAUCGUGUUGAUAUGAGACCGCUGAGCAGAGCCGUCGUCGAUGGAGUUGUGUAUUUUCUCUUGGACGAGUAUGUGAGCAACCAAGAUGUUCAUCAACCACAAGGCAUUGCAUCCUUUGACCUGCUGACAGAAGAGUGGAGAUCAAUUCGUCGAGGACCUAUAAGCAUCCCUGCUUACUAUUCUAAUCUUUCCCUGGCUGCCCUUAAUGGAUCCUUAGUUCUGGUCGACUGUACGUCACAUGUUUCAAUGGACCUAUGGUUUCUGAUGGACUUUGAAAAGGGCUUGUGGGUCAAACAACAUACUGUCCAAGUCAAUUUGAGUGUCCGUGAUGAAUUCCGUGCACAUCCUUUGGUGAUACUGAAGAAUGGGAGUGUAGUUAUUUAUAUUGGAUCUAGACGAUUAUUGAGGAUUUAUAAUCCAAGGAACAACACUUAUACACAUGUGGCAGAGAUGGUGUCUAGUGAUAGAAUUGGUUUGUACACAGGAAACCUUUUGAGCAUAGCAAAUGAUGCCAUUUAA